AUGGUCAUGUUAUCUUCAAAUCCCUUUCCUUCGGAUAUUCGCUCUGACGCUCUGAGUUUUAGUGCCAAUUUACAGCGCAAACUUGGAUGGAAGAAGGGCGAGGUUCUCCCGGUAUUUUCGCCGAAUCCUAUUGAUAUACCCGCCGUAUACUGGGGCUCUCAUUGGGCUGGUGGUGUUGUCUCACGUGCCAACCCGAUAUAUACUGCAGAGAAGCUGCAGUACCAGCUCGCUGAUAGUGGAACAAAGGUACUGGUUGUUCACUCAGCACUAAUAAAGAUUGCAACAGCAGCUGUACAAAACGUUGGAAUUCUAAAAUCGAACGUAUGGGUUGUUGACGCCCAACCCGUGGAAUCAGGACUGCAGCAGCAACCUCGAUCUAUUCUUGAGACUAAGGCAGCUGGGAGUAUAAGUCCAAUGAUCGAUUCUGUCACAGAUACAGCAUUCCUGAUCUACUCCUCGGGAACAACAGGACCACUCAAGGGUGCAAUGGCCACUCAUACCGACGUCGAGGUAAAAUUCAUGAACCAACAAGGAGACGAGCUCCAAGGUGAAGGCGAGCUCUGUCUUCGAGGACCGAAAAUCUUCCUAGGAUAUCGCAAUAACGCCGAAGCCACCAAGGAAUCAAUUACGCUAGAUAGAUGGUUCAUGACUGGUGUUAUGGGAUAUCAAGACGAGGAAGGCAAUCUCUACCUUGCGGAUCGGCUGAGGGAUCUAAUAAAAUCCAAGGGUUUCCAGACUCCUCUAGCGGAGAUGGAAAGUGUCUUGCAUGGACAUCCUCUGGUUCAUGAUGUCGCCGUUCUCUGUCAGAAGAUUGCAUCUGAGGUGCCGGUUGCCUAUGUCGUUCUCAAUGAAGGGACGGAAGGAAAGCAACAGGUUACAGAGGAGCUGGUUGGGUAUGUUGCUACAAAAAUGGCUCCUCAUAAGAGACUUCGUGGAGGUACAACCUGGAUUGAUGAAAUGCCCAAGGGCUCUUCUCAAGCGUGUUCUGAGACCCCGGGCCGAAGGCGUGGACCGAAAGAAAGCAGCUGGUGCUCUGUUUACGAAGAUCGUUCGUCCAAGCCAUGA
Molecule: messenger RNA, 1065 nt
Organism: Penicillium arizonense
Lineage: Eukaryota; Fungi; Ascomycota; Eurotiomycetes; Eurotiales; Aspergillaceae
Exons: 3
Coding region: 1-1065 (354 amino acids)
Biological process (GO): secondary metabolic process
Molecular function (GO): CoA-ligase activity
Source: RefSeq, a predicted model, not a curated record